CGCGUCUCGCCUUCCUCCGCCGUAGCGGUCCCCGAAGUCCCUUGUCCAGGAGCGCGACAACAUGUGAAGAGAAGAAUCGGCCCUCCCCAGCAGGAUGCCGAGCCUCAGUCUCGUGGCGCUGCUGAUCCUCGGCCUCGCAACCGCAGGUUGCCAAGGAUACAAGCCACUUAUACAUCCUGAUGUACCCCAGUUGAUAAUAAAUGAAGGAGAAGAAUUAAAAAUAACAUGUACGAGUAUCGAUGACAUUAAUAUUUUUUAUCCCGAGGAUGACGAAAUUGCUAAUAUUUCAACAUCCGAGCACGAAAUAUCUCCGGAAGAUCAAAUUGGUAACAGUGUAAAGCUAAAAUUUCGGCGUCGUAAAACGGUUUUUGGUGACACUGGAUGGUACGGUUGUGCAAAUACAAAAGCACAUAUUACAAAUAAAGAUUAUAAUGAUCCAAAUGCCAGUUGGAUAUACGUUUACAUCAAAUCUAAUGAAAGUGCAUUUGUCCAAGCUGGAGAAAUGCAUUUUAUCGUUGGAGUUGUUGGAGACACGAUUACAUUGCCAUGUCGUCCAACUUCGCCAGAACUACACGUUGAUCUCUUAUUGAAUGAUAAAAUUGUCGAAAUUGACGAAAAUCUCUCCUUUGAUCCCAAAGUCGGUUUCACGAUGAGAAAUCUAUCCACAAAAGAUACUGGUUACUUUAUUUGUCAAAUAGAACAAGAUGAGUAUUCGGCACAAAUUUUGUUCUUCGUUAAAUUAAUUCAAAAAGCCACUUUGAAAAGCCCUGUAAUAUUGCAAGAUGGUUUACAGCAUGUGACCAAGGGUUCAAGUUUACAUGUUAAAUGUACGGUUAAUAUUGGAACGGAUAAUAAUUACAUUUUUUACUGGACAACGCCUCGAAAUUCGACGUCUAGAAAAAUUUUACCACCGGUGAGAAAAUUAAUAGAAGCUAAUACUCUGUUGGUAACUUCUGAGCUUGUUGAAGAUGAUGUGACAUAUGACGACGAGGGUGAAUACGUUUGCCAAGUAAAAUCAUUAACAGACGUAAAAAAUACGAGUAUUUACAUUCAUAUCUAUGAUCCUAGCGUUAAAUAUAUUAAUUUGACAUCUCACGAUGACAACAGACACUACGUGAUAAAUGCUUUUAAACCGGUAAUAUUUUCUGCUUAUGUUAAUGGAUAUCCAACACCAACACUUACAUGGUUAAACCCACAGGGAGAUGUUAUCGAUACAUCUAAUAGAAUUACCAUUGAAAGCACUAAUUCAUCGAUUACUUUAAAAAUUAAAAGUGUUCAAAUUGAGGACAUGGGUACUUAUAUUCUCCAAGCGGUCAAUGAUGCAAAAAUAGAACAUUUAAACUUUACUUUGGAAGUUCUAGCCAAGCCCUGGGCGAUGCUAGGUCCUGUUAAAUCCUAUUACGGAUUAAAUGAAAGAGCAAUAUUUUUUUGCAAAAUCGUUGGUAAUCCAAUAUCAAACAUAUCAUGGUUCUAUUCAAAAUGUCCAAAUUUACCAUUUAUUGGCGAUUGUCAAACAGUAGAACUCAAAGACUUUAUUAUGUUAGAUCAAACUUCCAUGAGUGUAGAAUCGAAUGUUGAAAUAACCAUAGAAAUGUCCGGUAGAAUCAAUUGCACAGCGUGUAAUAAAUUUGGAUGUGACUCGGUGGAACAAGAUAUUCUAGUCUCAGAUGGAGUAACCGAUGCAGCAUUUGGAAUUAUAGAACCAGAUGAAAAAUUAACUGUAGGAGAUGAUGUUGUUAUAGUAUGCGCAGCUUCCGUUUAUAAUUUUUCAAACGUCGAAUGGUUGAAUAAACAUCAAGAACCAUUGCAAAAUUCAGAAAGAAUGCAAGUCACGUUUGAGGAAACGGAUUUCACUCAUCGAACCAUUCUUACGAUUAAAAAUCUACAAAAAUCAGAUGAAACAGAGUAUUAUUGUAAAGCGUUAACUCCGGAUAAUCUUCCAGAUAGAAUUCGUUUCGAAUUUAUUAUUAAUGAUCCCGAAACUCCUUAUUUUACUAAUGUCAAUAUGAAUGGAACCGAAGUUAUCAUUUCAGCGCGAGAAUCUCACAAUACUAUCAACUUGAUUUGCCAUGCCCAGGGAAUGCCAAAACCGACAAUAACUUGGUACAAGAAUGACAAAUUGUUAGAAGAGAAUGAACAACAAUUCAUUUUUACAUCCGACAAUCAGGAAUUAAUGAUUAAAUACUUAAUGGAAAAGGAUAGCGGGAAAUAUACAUGUGUCGUGAAAAAUCGUUAUGGAGAGAUACAACAGUUUCAAAAGUUUCUAGUCAAAGGAGCCGAAGUUUCGAUGAUUUGGAUUAUAACAAUUGUGGUUCUUGUGAUCAUUCUCAUUACUCUAUUAAUUUAUUUCUGUAUAAAAAUACGACGUGAAAAGAAAAUGAGGAAACAGUUAAUAGAAGCUGGUUUGAUGCAUUUUGAAGAAGGGGCGCUCGAUUGUAUAAAUCCGGAAUUGACUGUGGACGACCAAGCAGAGCUUCUCCCGUACGAUAGAAAAUGGGAAUUUCCAAGAGAAAAAUUAAAAUUAGGCAAACAGCUGGGAAGUGGUGCUUUUGGUGUUGUCAUGAAAGCCGAAGCGCGUGGAAUACGCGCGGAUGAAUCGUUAACUACGGUAGCCGUGAAGAUGGUCCGAAGAAACGAGGAACCAGCUUAUAUUCGUGCUUUAGCCAGUGAAUUAAAAAUUAUGGUGCACCUUGGCAAGCAUUUAAAUGUCGUUAAUCUUCUUGGUGCUUGUACUAAUAAUAUUGCAAAAAGAGAAUUAUUGGUGAUCGUUGAAUACUGCCGAUAUGGAAAUUUACAUAAUUAUCUUUUACGCCACAGGGAAGAUUUUAUUAAUCAAAUCGAUCCGUAUACCGGAAAAAUUGAUCCUUCAAUUGGCAAAGAGCUGCUAUUGCGGUCAACUAGCAUAGGCAGUCACAAUAGGGUAAAAUACGCGGCAUUGUCAUUUUCCCGUAGUCUUAGCGUCACCUCGGGUAACAGUGCAUCCGGGACCGAGACCGUCAUCUACUGCACCGACACCCAGGAUAUCACAGGCCUGCCGGACACUGAGUGCAUCAAUAGCAACGGCUCCCAGCCAGGUUGGCGAUCCAAUUAUCGAGGCGAUUACAAGGACAGAAAUCUGAAGCCCACUUGCACCCAAGAUCUCCUCUCCUGGGCGUUCCAAGUCGCUCGCGGCAUGGAAUAUCUUUGCCAGAGAAAGGUACUUCAUGGUGACUUGGCCGCACGAAACAUUCUACUGGCAGAAAAUAAUGUGGUAAAGAUUUGUGACUUCGGCCUCGCGAAAACCAUGUAUAAAGAUGACAAUUAUAAGAAAAAGGGUAACGGCCCGGUGCCAAUCAAGUGGAUGGCCAUUGAAUCCAUCAGGGAUCGAGUUUUUUCAACCCAAUCCGAUAUCUGGUCUUUUGGUAUUGUUUUAUGGGAAUUUUUCACUCUCGCGGAAACUCCUUAUCCUGGUAUGCAAGCUGAGAAACAAUACCAAAAGCUCAUCGAAGGCUACCGAAUGGAACAACCCAAAUACGCUACUAAGGACAUAUAUAAUAUUAUGCUUCAAUGCUGGAAAGCUAAGCCAACCUUAAGGCCAUUAUUUACGGAAUUAGUCGAAAGCAUAGGCGAACUUUUGGAAGAAGGCGUAAAAAUGCACUACGUAGAGCUGAAUGCCCCGUACAUUGACAUGAACACCAUAGGGCAGGAAGGUAAAAGCGACUAUUUGACAAUGAUGUCAUCCCCGGACCAUUCGACACUAGCCUCCUCUCAACAUGAAUACGUUAACAAUCCAACAUUACCCACGGAUUCAGCUUAUUUAAGCAUGAACAGUGGCAGUCCUUUAGACGAGUCUGGAAUAUUCAGUCCCCGGCCAAACUCCUUGCAAGGCAAUUCACGCUUCGAGUUCCCGAGCUCACCCUCCCCAAGUCUCGCUAAUGCAGCACACUCCGAUGGCGAGGAUGCCCCUAUGCUUAAAAAGACCAAGGAAGAAUCGGAUCAGGACGAUGACAACUAUCUGAAGCCUAUCGAUGUGCACAAGAAGCGUGAGGAGUUUGUGAGGAAACGCGAGACUGAAAAGAAAAAGGAGAAAGAGCGAAGCUGCAAAACGUUAACUGACAGAGAUUCGGGAUAUUGUAAUACUCCUAAAGGCUUGGAGUUGGUAGAUAUACGUGUCGCAGCUUCUGAAAAUAAAGAUCCGAAUUGGACAGACGUGGUCGACGUUGAUGAAUCUUCCAUGAUUAUUAGGACGCAGGAUAAUUAUGUGAAUAUACCGAAACAAAAACCUGAUUUACGUAAGGACGGGCCGGACAGUUUUAUGAAUCCUAGUUAUAUUUUCGUUAAGGCCACUAAAUCUGAUCAAGAGAUACUUUAAACGUGUAUAGAUUGAAAGUGUUGUUCUUGAAGUUUAUCUUUCAAGGUAUUUAUGUGCGUGUGCUACAGUGAUAACGUAACUAAUCAGUAAGUUACGUACGUGACAAAAAUUUGUAUUUAAACAAGUUUAGGUAAAUAGGCAUUACGCUACUAUUGUAUAAAUUUUUAUAUUUGUUUCAUACUACGAAUGAUAUCAACGUAAAGCUAUCUAAACUAAAUAAACUUACAAUUGAUAAGAAUAAAUUUUAAUACAUAUUUUAAUACAUAAAAAAAAA
This is a messenger RNA of Ceratosolen solmsi marchali, 4625 nucleotides long. RefSeq names its product PDGF- and VEGF-receptor related (gene Pvr). Gene Ontology annotation, cellular component: signaling receptor complex; plasma membrane. The record is from RefSeq and is a predicted model, not a curated record. Bases 95 to 4351 code for a protein of 1418 amino acids. The transcript is spliced from 23 exons. Gene Ontology annotation, molecular function: transmembrane receptor protein tyrosine kinase activity; ATP binding. Lineage: Eukaryota; Metazoa; Arthropoda; Insecta; Hymenoptera; Agaonidae. Gene Ontology annotation, biological process: positive regulation of kinase activity; multicellular organism development; protein phosphorylation.